CAGAUGUGCCGUGGGCACAUGGUUCUUGUUGACGGAAGCAAGACGCGAAAAUGUGACGGAGUUUAAGUUCCAAAUAAACCGAAACAAACCAACUAACCAGGAUGAAGAUCAGAGUUCGGAUCAACAAACAGACAAGUCGUGUGGAGCUUCAGGGGACGGAGCCAAGUGUGAAGGAUCUGAGAGACGCCAUCAGGGACACUCUGCUGGAGACACAUGGUCUCAGCUCUCAAACAGACUUCAGUUUGUCUCUGAAUGGCUCCGAGUUUCUGACCGAUGACGGCCAGACUCUGGCGUCCUGCGGCGUCGUAUCCGGAGAUCUGGUCAACGUCGUGCUGCCCCAGCCGGACACUCCCCCCGCCACUCCUCCAUCAGCUCCUCCAUCAGCUCCUCCUUCAGCUCCUCCUUCAGCUCCUCCUUCAGCUCCUCCUUCAGCUCCUCCUUCAGGCAGCAGCGCCUCAGAGCAGCAGCGCCUGCAGCAGCCCGGCGGCAGCAGCAGUGUGGAUGUGUUCAUGGCCUCUUCGCCCCCCGCCGCCCCCCUGGCCUCCGUCUGGGAGCCCAUGCUGUGCGGCGAGGUGGAGCCGGGCCAGGCGCCGCUCUCCCUGGAGCUGCUGUAUCACGCCGUCCGCAGCCCCGACGACGCCCUGAUGGUGGCGGCGCACCUGCUGAUGCUGGAGACCGGGUUCGUCCCUCAGGGCGGCGAGCUGCGGCCGGACGAGAUGCCGGCCGGGUGGAAGUCGGCGGGCGGCGUCUACAGGCUGCAGUACCUCCACCCGCUGUGCGAGGGCAGCGUGGUCACCGCCGCCGCCGUGUGCAUGGGCCCCCUGCUCGUCAUCAACAUGACGCUGAAGGUGGCGGAGAAAGUCGACACGGUGCGGAAGCUUUGCCUGGAGACGUGCAGCUACGUGAGCGAGGAGUGGUCAGGAGAGAGCGCCGCCGCCGCCUUCAGGGACCUGCGGCGGCUGUCCCGAGUCUUCAAGGACCAGCUGGCGUACCCGCUGAUCGCCGCCGCCCGAGACGCGAUGGCCCUGCCGGUGGCCUUCGGUCUGCCGGCCCUUCCUCCAGAGCUCCUCCUCCGCGUCCUCCGCCUGCUGGACGUCCGCUCGGUGGUCCGCCUGUCGUCGGUCAGCCGCCAUUUCAACGGCGCCACGGCCGACUCCACGCUGUGGAAACACCUGUACUACCGAGACUUCGGCGUCAGAGAGGCGGAUCGCAGCAGAUCGAGAGACACCGACUGGAAAACACUUUACAUGAACUCCUAUAAGAUACGACGUCAGUCUCGAGCCCGGCAGCCUCCGCCGUUCUUUUUUCCCGCCGUCCUUCCCGGGGAUUUCGGUUUCAUUCCGGCGGUGCCCGGGAUCAUCGGGGGCGACUACGACAACAGGCCCGACCUGCCCCACCCUCUGCUGCCCCGCCCACGCUCCGACCCCAUCGGCCCGCUGGCCGACCCCCACAGCCGACCGCGACGCGACCUCCGGCGACCCGGAUCGACGGGAGGACGGCCGUUCGACGUCCCGCGAGGGUUCAUCUGAUUGCAGCGACUUCACCCAACAGCCAGUGUUCAGUUCCCAUUUAUUGUUAAUUUUCAGAAGCACUUGAGUUUGUUUGAACAAUAACAUCAAAAUAAAAACCAGACGGAUGUUUUUA
Salarias fasciatus (jewelled blenny) is the source of this 1644-nucleotide messenger RNA. It is a transcript of the gene fbxo7, whose product is annotated as F-box protein 7. The transcript has 10 exons. Gene Ontology annotation, biological process: positive regulation of autophagy of mitochondrion. Lineage: Eukaryota; Metazoa; Chordata; Actinopteri; Blenniiformes; Blenniidae. Gene Ontology annotation, molecular function: protein kinase binding. The record is from RefSeq and is a predicted model, not a curated record. Bases 102 to 1529 code for a protein of 475 amino acids.